Messenger RNA from Trichoderma atroviride IMI 206040, 993 nucleotides. Lineage: Eukaryota; Fungi; Ascomycota; Sordariomycetes; Hypocreales; Hypocreaceae. The record is from RefSeq and is a predicted model, not a curated record.
CGCAUGUUUAUGUUUUUUUAGCAUCUAAUAUGGGUAUCUUUGUUUGUUAUUUGUAACAUGCUAGAGAAAAUGUACAUGUGUGUAACAGUCUUGUAGAUCAACAGCCUUUGAACAGAGGGCGCAUCAAUCAUCUCGACGAGAACUUGGCCCAGGGCUCCGUCGCCUGCGCUCCCUUGAUCGCGAGCGAUGCCGCUGCCUGCUCCGAUCUCUCUGUCGUCUCUCGUCUCGCCUCUCACUUCUCCUGUCAUCACGUCUGUCGUCUCUCCGAUCUCUGCUUCGACUCCUAUCGCGGUCUCUGCGGUGUCGGCGUUCGAGAUCACGGCCGCGAUUCCUUUCGUCUCGAUCAGGACUUCGUCGCCGGUAGUCUCUCUCACGUCGUCGGUCGGGACUUCUACUCCUGUCUCUGCUUCUGCUCCUGUGUCGUCUUCUUUCUCUUCUGUCGUCUCCAUGUCGUCUUGACCUCUCCGGUUUCGCCUCAUCUCUGCCGGUUUCUCUCGGCGGUCUACUCGCAGGACCGACUUGUCGCUUCGGCUCAACUUCCACAGCAUUGGCUCCAGAGGUGUUUCUGACCGGAGGCGGCAGCCCUAGUGCUUGCGCCAUUGCGUCUUCUUCCGCCUCUUUAAUCUUGCGCAAUUCUUCCUUUUGUUCUCGGUCUUGGCGCUCCUCGUCUGUCUCAUUGGAUGACGCCGCGGUGGCCUCAGACUUUGCGUACCAGUUCAGGUCUCUCCCCUUUGCCCAUCUGCCAACAGGGGCUUUGAGACUGUGGCCGAGGUAGUUUUCGCGAUGGUUGGAGUUGGCGACUUCGUCCCAGCUGAAGUUGACGCCACCUCUGGAACCGGUCUUUCGGAUCGUCGAGAGGAGAUCCAUGAUCAGUGUCGUCUAGGUUAUGAAAGAAAAAAUAGGAUGCGUGGAUAGCAAGAAUGCGCUGUGAAAUGUUUAUAACUUUGUCGACUCGCCGCCUAGUUGGAGUCUCGGCAGUACUUGACAGCUGAG